AUGAAUGUCCGGAAAGAUUUGGUGAGUGCUGUCCGACGGAACCGUGAGCGUGAAAAGUCAGCCACUGUCUUCUCUAUGGAGGAGGCGGUCCAUAGCAUGGGGGCGGGCAAAACAAACCCAACAGAUGCUAUCGUUGAUAUUCGUGAGCACGAUGUUCCCUACCAUGUUAGAGUGAGCAUAGAUAAAUCUAUCUAUGUGGGGAGCUGGUAUCAGGUCAAGUCAAGGGGAACUUCUGAGCCUCCGACAAUAAUGAAGCGUGAAGAUCUGAUCGAGACUCCGGACUGUAUUGUACUCGCCUUCGAUAUUGAGACAACCAAGCUUCCGUUGAAGUUUCCAGACGCAGCCAUAGACCAAGUUAUGAUGAUCUCCUACAUGAUUGAUGGCCAGGGAUAUCUGAUCUGUAACAGAGAUAUUAUCGGUGACGAUGUUGAGGAUUUCGAGUACACUCCUAAACCAGAGUUUGAAGGCCCCUUUAUCGUCUACAAUGAACCGAACGAGAGCGGUCUUCUUCAACGAUUCUUCGAUCAUAUUCUCGACAUUAAGCCACAUAUAUUCGUUACCUACAACGGAGACUUUUUCGACUGGCCGUUUAUAGAGGCUCGAGCCGCAGUGCAUGGUCUGGAUAUGGGCAGAGAAAUAGGAUUCAGUAAGGACCGCGAAGGCGUGUACUGCAGCCGACCGGCCAGCCACAUGGACGCGUACUGCUGGGUCAAACGAGAUUCCUACCUACCUGUAGGCUCACAGAACUUAAAGGCGGCGGCCAAGGCUAAACUCAGAUACGAUCCAGUAGAGAUGGAUAUGGAGAAAAUGUGCCAAAUGGCGAAGGAACAACCUCAGGAUUUAGCCAACUACUCUGUAUCUGAUGCUGUGGCAACCUACUACCUGUACAUGAAAUAUGUACAUCCCUUCACCUACGCUUUAUGUACAAUUAUUCCGAUGGAACCCGACGAGGUUCUCAGAAAGGGUUCAGGAACCCUCUGCGAAGCUUUGCUUUGUGUACAGGCAUUCGAAGCGAAUAUUGUGUUCCCCAACAAGCAGGAGACCAUCUUAAACAAGAUGACAGAGGACGGGAGGGUGAUGGAGAGCGAGACAUACGUUGGAGGUCACGUGGAGGCCAUAGAGUCCGGAGUUUUUAGAGCAGAUAUACCGUGCAGAUUUCGAAUGGUUCCCGCAGCUUUCCAGAUGCUUCACGAUGAUGCAGAACGAUGUCUCAAGCGUGCCAUAGAGAUAGAGGAGGGUAUCCCCCUGGACCAGGUUACUAACUUCCAGGAGGUUCUAGAGGAUAUCCAGGAGAAACUGAGUGAUCUACGUGAUACCCCAGCUAGACUAGAGAACCCUAUAAUCUACCAUCUAGAUGUUGGGGCUAUGUACCCAAAUAUAAUCCUCACAAACAGACUUCAGCCCUCAGCAAUGGUCGACGAGACAACCUGUGCUGCAUGCGAUUUCAAUAGACCUGGAGCUAAAUGUCAGAGGCGGAUGCCCUGGAUGUGGAGGGGAGAAAUUAUGCCAGCUUCAAGAUCGGAAUAUCACAGGAUCCAGCAGCAGCUUGAGACUGAAAAGUUUCCCGGCAAGUUUCCUGGAGAACCUCACAGACCCUUCCACAAGUUGAACAAGGAGGAGCAGGCGGACAUGGAGAAGAAGAGAUUGGCAGAGUACUGCAGAAAAGCGUAUAAGAAGACCCACGUGACUAAGAUGGAAGAAAGGUUUACCACCAUCUGCCAGAAAGAAAACAGUUUUUACGUAGAUACGGUCAGAGCAUUCAGGGAUCGACGAUACACCUACAAAGGAUUGUGUAAAUCCUCAAAGAAGGAGGUUGCAGAAGCUGCUAAAAGCAAUGAUGCCGCCUGGCUUAAAUCCGCCAAAAAUAAGGAGGUGUUGUAUGAUUCCCUGCAGCUGGCUCAUAAAUGUAUCUUAAACUCCUUCUACGGAUAUGUAAUGAGGAAAGGGGCCAGGUGGUACAGCAUGGAGAUGGCAGGUAUUGUCUGCUAUACCGGAGCUGGUAUAAUCAAGUGUGCCCGUGAACUGAUAGAACAGAUAGGGCGGCCCCUGGAGCUGGAUACUGAUGGGAUCUGGUGUGUCUUGCCCGCAUCUUUCCCGGAGAAUUAUGAUAUAAAGACGACCAAUCCUAAAAAGUCGAAGGUGACCAUCUCGUAUCCUGGUGCCAUGUUGAAUAUCCUGGUACAGGAUAACAACACCAACGACCAGUAUCACGAGCUUGUCGACCCGGAGACCCUCAAGUACGAGAUCAGGAAGGAGAAUUCUAUUUUCUUUGAGGUAGAUGGACCAUACCUUGCCAUGAUUCUACCAGCCUCUAAGGAGGAGGGUAAGAAGCUGAAGAAACGAUAUGCAGUUUUUAACUUUGAUAAAAGCUUAGCAGAACUAAAGGGGUUUGAGGUGAAAAGAAGAGGAGAACUACAGAUUAUCAAGAUCUUCCAGUCCACCGUGUUUGAGGCGUUCCUCAAGGGUGGAUCCUUAGAAUCAUGCUAUGACGCGGUUGCAAAGGUUGCCGACUACUGGUUGGAUGUAUUGUACAGUAAAGGAGCAAAUAUGCCGGAUUCUGAACUCUUUGAGCUCAUCAGUGAAAACAAGAGUAUGAGUAAGACCCUGGCAGAGUAUGAAGGACAGAAAUCUACUAGUAUAUCUACAGCUAAACGUCUAGCAGAGUUCCUUGGGGAUCAGAUGGUCAAGGAUGCUGGCUUAUCCUGUAAGUUUAUCAUCAGUAAGAAACCGGAUGGAGCACCAGUUACAGAGAGAGCUAUCCCUCUUGCUAUAUUCGAGGCUGAGCCCUCAAUCCGUCAGCACUAUCUGCGCAGAUGGUUGAAGGACAACAGUAUGUUUGAUUUCGAUAUUAGAACCGUAUUGGACUGGGAUUAUUAUAUUGAGAGAUUAAGCGGAACCAUUAUGAAGAUUAUAACUAUUCCAGCAGCUCUACAGGGAAUCGCUAACCCCGUCCCCCGCGUGAAGCACCCGGACUGGUUGCACAAGAAGAUCAUGGAGAAGAACGAUGUGUUAAAGCAGAGGAAGAUCAGUGAGAUGUUCACCAGGGGACCUAUGACUAGAUUGACUUCUGAGAACCAGGAUCCAGCUGAGAUUGCUGAUAUUGAAGAUUCCGUUGGACGGAAACCUCUUUUACCCAUGCAUGCCGCUGUUAGCACGAAGAAGCGUAAGGCUGGUGUUGAGGAUGAAGACCUUCUGAAAAACUGGAGAGAAGUCCUGGGCAACCCUCCUAAACGAUCUGAUGGACUCAAGGAUUGGAUAAAGUUCCAAAAGAAGAAAUGGCAGUUUCAGGCUAAACAGCGCAGAGCUCAGGAACAAGGGAAUAAAAGGAGUAGAUCUGGUCCAGAAGGUCGUGGAGUUGUUAGGUCUGGUCCCGUAACUAUUGGUGGAUUUCUUAAGAAAGCUCAGAGAACCCUUCUAGAUACUCCUUGGCAGAUAAUCCAGAUAGCUGAGACAGCUACCCCUGGUAUGUUCAAGAUCUGGGCUUUGGUUGGAGCCGACCUACAUUGUAUUAAACUAAAUGUGCCCAGGAUCUUCUACUUGAACCAGAAGACUGUGAAGGAGGGUUCAGGAACUGCAGAUAUGUGGAGGAGAUGUCAGAAAACACUUCCUAGGAGUCACCCUGUAUACAACCUUUACGAAUACAGGGUGCCGGAACAGAUAUUUAGAGCUCAUCGAUCCAAGCUGAUGUCUGAUCUAUACAAGCCAGAUAUAGAGGGGAUCUAUGAACUCAACCUACCUUUAGAAUUCAGAGCUAUUUGUGAUAUUGGUUGUGUUACCAUGGUGGAGAAGAAUAAGGCUAAACAGCUUCAGGGCCUGGAUGUGGAUACAUUUGACCUGGAUUGGCUUCAAUUCAAGCCGGUCACAAGCUUCCAAUAUUUAGAAACGGGAACCUUUAAGUUCAUAUACUUGUAUCAGCACAGAACAGUCGCUAAACAAAUGUGGGGAGUCUUUAUACCAGGUACAUACCUACGAAAAUCAUUAAAUAAAGAAAUGGAGCAGUAAAUAUGGGGGAAGGGU
This is a messenger RNA of Eurytemora carolleeae, 4017 nucleotides long. It is a transcript of the gene DNApol-epsilon255, whose product is annotated as DNA polymerase epsilon catalytic subunit A. Gene Ontology annotation, biological process: nucleotide-excision repair, DNA gap filling; DNA replication proofreading; DNA replication. The transcript has 40 exons. The record is from RefSeq and is a predicted model, not a curated record. Gene Ontology annotation, molecular function: single-stranded DNA 3'-5' DNA exonuclease activity; DNA-directed DNA polymerase activity; nucleotide binding. NCBI's taxonomy places the organism in Eukaryota, Metazoa, Arthropoda, Copepoda, Calanoida, Temoridae. Bases 1 to 4002 code for a protein of 1333 amino acids. Gene Ontology annotation, cellular component: epsilon DNA polymerase complex.